AACACUUAAGGUGCACUAUGCAAACCAGUGCUAUGACCGGAACGGCUACUGUAUGAAGACUAUUGCUUGGCCUUCGCAGGUUUCAAUGACGAUAUGACUGAUCACGAAGACCGUUCAUCUCCACUGAACAUCGCGGCUAGCCGACAUCUAAGACUUACGCAUGCACUUCUGCAGACCUGCUUAACUUGUCAGGGCCUCCGUCAGAUUUCUACCACUUUAAUAGCCUCAGCUGGUCUUAUUAUCAUCUUAUCAGACGUCGCGAAAGGUUAUCUCGGAACAUGCUGCAUUUUUUUGAGUUCAGGCCAUCUCCGAGGCGACCUGUGUUGUUUGGGCGGCCAAUUCCAAAAUACGACUGGCGCCCUUCCCGCGAGUGCCGUAUGUGUAUUUACUACUUCGACCAGGACCAUUCUCCUCAGACUAUCCAUUCGACUUGCCAAUCUUGUUUACCCUUUGUUCGAUAAGCAGCCAACAGGGGAAUCGAAGCGCACGCAUGUCGGCGUCUAGCGCACAAACUCAAAGCACCAAACAAGACCAAAGAGUCCCUAGCUUGUGGCUGUGCUGUGUUGUUUUGGGAGGCCUUGCACAAUGCCUUCAUUCAUUGUUUUCACCGCAUUGACUCGGCGCGCUGUUAUUAUACUUUCUAAAACUCUCCCUUUCUGUAAGCAUGUGGCCUGAGCUGUUUUCGUCUGCUUGUAGCCCUGUGGCUGGCAGCUGGCCGCGACCCUGCG
Messenger RNA from Fomitiporia mediterranea MF3/22, 728 nucleotides. RefSeq lists its product as uncharacterized. The coding region runs from base 94 to 504 and encodes 136 amino acids. The record is from RefSeq and is a predicted model, not a curated record. The transcript has 5 exons. NCBI's taxonomy places the organism in Eukaryota, Fungi, Basidiomycota, Agaricomycetes, Hymenochaetales, Hymenochaetaceae.